Penicillium cataractarum is the source of this 285-nucleotide messenger RNA. RefSeq lists its product as uncharacterized. The record is from RefSeq and is a predicted model, not a curated record. The transcript has 2 exons. Bases 1 to 285 code for a protein of 94 amino acids. NCBI's taxonomy places the organism in Eukaryota, Fungi, Ascomycota, Eurotiomycetes, Eurotiales, Aspergillaceae.
AUGUCCCAGCAAAACAACGGCGGACUCCUCGGCGGCCUCGGCGACACCCUCGGCAAGACGGUCGGCGGCGUAACCAACACCCUCGGCGACACAGUGGGCGGAGUAGGCAACACCGUCGGCGGCUUGACCUCUGGUCUGGGCAAUACCGUCUCAGGCGCGACUGAGGGUCUGGGCAAUACCACAAAGGGAGUUGGUCAGAGCGUUGGACAGGGUAUUUCGAGUGGGACUCAGAGUAUUGGAGGUCAGAAGCAGACUGCUGAGAACCCGCUUGGUUUGAGUCGCUAA